Molecule: messenger RNA, 924 nt
Organism: Diutina rugosa
Lineage: Eukaryota; Fungi; Ascomycota; Pichiomycetes; Serinales; Debaryomycetaceae
Gene: ERG251
Product: Erg251p
Exons: 1
Coding region: 1-924 (307 amino acids)
Biological process (GO): ergosterol biosynthetic process
Molecular function (GO): iron ion binding; C-4 methylsterol oxidase activity
Source: RefSeq, a predicted model, not a curated record
AUGAACACCACCGUCCCCGCCAUCGGCUACUGGGACCACUACACCACCCUCGCCGCCACCACCACCUUGACCCGCCUCGAGUGCCUCUGGCAGGCGUGGUACCAGUGGUGGCACCACGACGUGGUGGCGACGGGGCUCCUCUUCUUCCUCGUCCACGAGCUCAUGUACUUUGGCCGGUGCAUCCCCUGGUACAUCAUCGACCGGGUCCCCUACUUCCGCCGCUACAAAAUCCAGCCGGAUAAGCUCCCCUCCGACGCCGAGCAGUGGGAGUGCCUCAAGCUGGUGCUCAAAUCGCACUUUGUCGUCGAGGCGCUCCCGAUCUGGCUCUUCCACCCGGUGUGCCGCCAGCUUAAGAUCGCGGUGCUGGUGCCGUUCCCGGCGGCGACGACGGUGGCGUGGCAGGUGGCGCUAUUUUUCGUGUUGGAAGACAUGUGGCACUACUGGGCCCACCGCCUCUUCCACGUCGGGUGGUUCUACAAACACAUCCACAAGCAGCACCACCGCUACGCCGCCCCCUUUGGCCUCGCCGCCGAGUACGCCCACCCGGUCGAGGUGAUGCUGCUUGGCUUUGGCACCGUGGGGUUCCCCGUCAUCUACGCCGCCCUCGCCGCGCGCUACCCGCACUGGCAGUGGCCCGACUUGCAUUUGUUCACCAUCGCGGUGUGGAUCAGCUUGCGGUUGUGGCAGGCGGUCGACGCCCACUCCGGGUACGAGUUUCCCUGGUCGUUGCACCACUUUGUGCCGUUCUGGGCCGGCGCCGACCACCACGACGACCACCACCACUACUUCAUCGGCAACUACGCCCUGCUGUUCCGGUGGUUCGACUACAUGCUCGACACCGAGCUGACCGGGGCGCUGAGGGCGCGGCGCGCCCACCGCAGCCGGACGCGGGCUGAGGCGGCGGUGAAGGCCAAAGUGGCGUAG